Messenger RNA from Brettanomyces bruxellensis, 3150 nucleotides. RefSeq lists its product as uncharacterized. Gene Ontology annotation, molecular function: SNARE binding; zinc ion binding. The coding region runs from base 1 to 3150 and encodes 1049 amino acids. The transcript has a single exon. The record is from RefSeq and is a predicted model, not a curated record. Gene Ontology annotation, biological process: endoplasmic reticulum to Golgi vesicle-mediated transport; intracellular protein transport; COPII-coated vesicle cargo loading. NCBI's taxonomy places the organism in Eukaryota, Fungi, Ascomycota, Pichiomycetes, Pichiales, Pichiaceae. Gene Ontology annotation, cellular component: endoplasmic reticulum exit site; COPII vesicle coat.
AUGUCUGAACAGUUGACGGAUGAAAUGCAAGGAUUAACUUUGCAGCAUCAGCAGCAGCAUAGAAGACGCAAGAGACGUGAUUAUCAUGCAUAUGCAGCACUUGGAGCAGAGGAGCAGACGCGGGCUGUAACACCGCCUUUAGUGUCUCCUUCUGGGGCGUUUGAUCCUAAUGCAGCUGCCAGCAGUGCUGGAAUAGGGUAUUCUGGAAUUCCUGAGCAGUCACAAUUACAACAACAAUGUCAGCAAGGACAACUUCAACAACAACCACAACAACAAUUUCAACCACAACAAUUUCAACAACAACCACAACAAUUUCAACAACAACCACAACAAUUUCAACAACAACCACAACAACAACCACAACAAUUUCAACCACAACAAUUUCAACAGCAACAGAUUCAACAACCACAGCCUCAACAACUCCAAGACGAAUCACAAACGGCUUCUCUCUCUGUUCCGGUGGCCCGGCUCAAAGCAGACGAGUACUACGCAGAUAAGCAGUUUAGAACCUUCGAGAAUGUGGCACCUCCACUCGCAGGAACGCAGUAUGAGGUUGUGGAUCAAGGAAAUGCGUCUCCGAAAUUUUCACUUAUGACAAUGUAUAGUAUUCCUGCAACUGGGGAGCUUCUCAAGUCCACCGGAAUGCCGCUAGGCAUGUUAUUAAGGCCGUUUGCGGAGGUUGGUGAGGGGGCUUCGAGUGAAAGUGAUGAGACAGAUGGUAAAACUAUGAAUAAUGUGGAGAAUGUGGGUAAUUUGGAGAACGUGGGUAAUUUGGAGAAUGAUAUGGGCAAAGGGCCUGUAGAUAAUGGGGAUAAUACUAUGGACAAUACCAUUGGGAAUCAUGCUAUGGAUAAUGCUGCGAAUAACGACGCACCAGAUGCAGGUACGUCGAUCGACGCGUCUGCAGAUUUUGGCAACACCCUACCCUCUCUGUCCAAAAACCAGCCUGCAGUGCCAGAGUCUGACUUCUCCCACACGGCAGGAGUUCCGCGGUGCAGGCGGUGCAGGGCUUACGUAAACCCGGCGAUGCAGCAAACGGGAUAUCAGAUGAUUUGUAAUUUGUGCGGGUUCACGAGUCCUGUUCCGUCGGAUUACACGGCGAGCGUCGACAGCGCAGGGGUGCGCUCGGACUUCUACCAGCGCCCGGAGCUCCACGCUGGUGUAUACGAGCUGCGUGUUCCGCGCGAGUAUGCGGCCGUAAGCGCAAGCGCCGGUGCAGGCGCAGAUGCUGGCGCGGACACCGGCGCGGCCCAGCGCGCCCUCUGGCACGUCUUCGUCGUCGACACCUCUUCGACGGCAGUCGACUCCGGGUUCACCGGCGCCGCGUGCACCGCAAUUGAGAUGUCGUUGUACGGUCGGCGUGGGCGCAGCCUGCCGCAGGGCGCCAAGGUCGCAAUUCUCGGUUUCGACUCGCGCUUGAAGUUUUUCGAUCUUUCGCCUGGACUCCGGGAGGCCAAAGUGGCUGUGGUGGCGGAUGUGGCUGAGCCAUUUGUGCCGUUUGCAGGUACUGUGUUUGGUUCGCCUGUGGAAUCGCAGGAUAUUAUAAGCGCAUCUUUGGAGCGGCUGCAGUGCGAGCCUGCGGCAUGCGAGCGCACUGCGCUCGGCGGCGCUCUCAAGGCGGCUGAUAUGCUGCUUGCGCCACGCGGCGGUGGCCUGGUCACGGUGCUUCUUGGUUCUGUGCCGGUGCUGGCGCCAGGUGCGCUCCCGCCAAAGCUCCCGCCACACCAGGGCUUGCGCGGCAUGGCCGCCGCAGAAUAUGCGCGCGACGUGCUCACCGCAGGCUGCACUUUCUACACGGACACGCUCGAGAAGUUGUACGUGGACCAUUGCAUUGGCGCAAACUUCUUUGUGGGCGCUCCUUCGCCUGUCGACCUCGCGAACUUGGAUCACUUGUCAGCGCGCACGGGUGGCGCCACGCGCUUGUGGCCGCGCUUUGCCGCUGAGCGCGACGAGCUCGAUCUCGCGAACGCCGUCCAGCGCACCGUGCGCGGCGCCGCAGGGUACCAGGCGCAGAUCCGCAUCCGCUGCUCGCGCGGCUUGCAAGUCGACCGCAUCUUCAUGUGCGGCCGCGCAUACCCCGGUAACGAUGGCAUCUGUGCAUCCCUGCCCGUUUUAGGCCCAGACACCUCUAUCGCCUGCAGUUUUACCCACGACGGCAAGCUCGACACGAAAAAAGAUGCGCAUUUCCAGGCUGCUGUGCUUUACACCGAUCCUGCGGGGUUGCGCCGCGUGCGCAUCAUCAACUCGAUCGUCUCCGUGACCGAGCGCGCCGCAGACGUGUUCUCAUUCGCCAGCGCAGACGCCACUUUGGCGCUCCUGGUCCGCGCAACACUCUCGAAAUUCCCCGCAGACACAUCUUUGGUCUCCGUGCGCAACCUGCUGGUUGCAGGCGUCGUCCGCGCAGUGUCGCGCUAUGCGGCGCUCGUGGGCGCGCGCAUCUCGGCGCCGGGCGAACUCCUCCUCCCGCGCGGCCUCGCCACACUACCCAUGCACGUGCUCGGUGUGCUCAAGUCACAUGCUCUUAUGUCACGUGAGUUGAUCGCGCCCGAUCGACGCGUCAAUUCCUUCAGCCUGCUAGCCAGCUCUCCAGCACCAUUGCUUUCUGUGCUCACAUACCCUUUACUCUUUGCCUUACACAGCCUCCAGCCAUCCCACUGCCGCUGGCGCACGCUCGGCAGCCCCGCCGUGCGCUCCUUUUGCCUUCCUCCAGCCACAAUUCUCUCCCAGGCUCAACUUCAGGCUGCCGGUGCUUAUCUUGCCUUUGAUGGAUGCCACAUGUACUUGUGGCUGCACACGCAGGUACCUUUACAGUUUGUGCACGACCUCUUUGGCACGUCCAUCGACUCGGUCGAAGCUCUCGACCCGUUGAUCGUCCAGCUUCCUAUUCUGGACACUCUUCUCUCGCGGCAGGUCAGAGCACUCUGCAGCUUUUUAUCCAUGCAUUAUCUUGGUUUGGCCACCCACUCUGUCCAGAUCUGCCGCUUCAAGACUGAUCCAUGCGAGGCUGACUUCCUCCAGCUUAUGUAUGAGGACCGCUCGGCCGAGAUGGUGUGGUCAUAUGCCGAGUUUUUGCGUUAUUUGCACACUAGGGUCCAACAGCUCCACAUCGAUUCUCCCAAGCCCGCCGGGAUGAGGUUUGGAAUAUUCUAG